GCUUGCGGUUGGGCUCAUCUUUUUAUUGUUAGCGGCUCUUCGAACACUAAACCAAUCCGUGUUGAUCGCUAUCUGUGUGUUCUUCGUUGAUUUCGUACGGUGGAGACGGUGACCAUUGAGUUUCUGUAACGGAACACAUUGAUCACUACGUCUUAAAUCCAGACACCCAUUAGGAAAUCUCUUUUGAAGAUCGCUAUCUCCACAUCUUUCUGCUACUCAUCUCUCUGCUAUAUCCACAACUUUCCUAAAGCUUUAGAGAGAUCUCAAAACCUCGACAGCCAUGACAACCACCAAAUUCCAGAGGAUUAUGAUCCAGCCAAUCAUAUGUUUCCUUGGAUAUUUUCUCCUUCAUAUUGUUAUGACUAUUUUCUUUUUGAGAAAUAUUGUUAUGACUACUUUCUCUGUAUUCUUUGAUUGAAUUUUGCUAUGUUUUUUUUUUCCAAAACAGAAAAAAAAUUGCUUUGUUUUCUGGUGGUUUCGUGGAAGCUCCAUAACUUGAGUUUUAGGGGUUUUCAAAGUGUAAGCUCCAUAACAAUGGAUUUCUGAUUUAUCUUCUGGUUUGUUUUUGUCACGCAGAAAGUUCGAAUCCAUAUUUGGCUAUUUUAGCAGAAAGAUCUGAAGACUGAAGAAAUAAUUAAUGUAAGUCUGUACUACACAUUUUUAGCUAUGAAUCCGUUGCGAACGGAGCUCCAUGAGCAUGUACUUUGUAAUUCCUAGCUUAGUUUUCUUUGUGAAUCAAGUUUAGAUACAGAAACAGUGUGAUAUACGACUGUGUAAUUGAUGUCUCUUGGUUUUCUCAAGUGUUCAUGAAUUGAUGCUGUUCUUUGUGCGGCUGAAUUCAUGGAGUACAAACACUACUGAGUAAUUUCAUCAACACAUUUCUGAUUUUUUUCGUUACUUGCAUUUCUAUUGAUCAUUUUCUUUGAUGCCAUAUGUUAUAAUAUAAUCACACACAAAUAGUAAAUGAUUGUAUAUCACACACCAUGGGUAUUUUUCAUGGUUUAUUGCAAUUUUUAAUUAACUCAUGAUGUUCAUACUACUUCAACGUGUGAUGGCAAUGACUCCUGAGGUUGCUAACCCAAUGGUAACAUCACCAAAAAGGUACCAAAAACAGUUUCAUUUAAGUUAAUAAAUAGCAAGUGUUGUGUGAUUUGAACAACUUCGGGGGUAUUCGAGCAUAACCCAACAGGCUACGAUCUCUCACUUCUUCAAGGACAUUGUUCUGAAAACAAAGCCGGCGUCAAAACUCUGAAUUACAUAUUUGGCAGUUGAAUUCUAUUAAGAUUGUGAAGGUUUUUCUAUUUUUAUGUUUGUUGCAGGCGGCUCUCAGGCUAGCCACCAUGGAUGUCCACUGUCUGCUCACUUUCAGACACCUUUCCAAGGUGGGUUUUGUGUACUCCGUCACCGGAUUUGAUGUUAUUCGAGCCAAUCAAAACUUCAAGCAAUCCGACUAUCAUCUCUCGAUAUGGUAUAAUGAUUCAACGGUUUUUGAUGAGAUAACAGAACCACUUUCUCCAAUUCCUGUAGAACGCUUCCGGUUCCGUAAUCACGAUGAGCUAUUAUGCCUAGAUAACACCAACACCCAUCUUCCAGACGUUAUUGGUGAGCUCACUUCUAUAAAAGAUACUGUAAGUUACCCUCCACAAGAGAAAGAUCUUGCAUGGCAACCAUCAAAAUCGUCAAGUAACAAUUUAUUUCAGCUUGGAAUCUACUGACGUGGAUGAGUUAGAGAGGAGAUUGACUUAGCUAUGAUGAAUCUGAAAGAUGAACCUACUUAUUUGUAGGUAUCACUCAUCAUGCAUCAAAUGAAAGCAGCUCUGUUAAUUACUUUUGAAAGUUGUGUUCUAUCAAAUAGUGUAAACAAAAUAUGUUAUAGAUUUUUUGUUCUCGAUUCUAAGAAUGUUUUAGGUUCAUGCAUCAUAUGAAAGCAACUCCGUCGUAUCAUUUAUGUAUGUUUUAUGGGUAUUGUAUUCUUCCGAAUGAUAAACAAAGUAUUCAGAUUUUUGUCUGGAUUUUAAGGCA
This is a messenger RNA of Raphanus sativus (radish), 2022 nucleotides long. RefSeq lists its product as uncharacterized. Bases 1341 to 1715 code for a protein of 124 amino acids. The record is from RefSeq and is a predicted model, not a curated record. Lineage: Eukaryota; Viridiplantae; Streptophyta; Magnoliopsida; Brassicales; Brassicaceae. The transcript is spliced from 3 exons.